Molecule: messenger RNA, 4398 nt
Organism: Symbiodinium pilosum
Lineage: Eukaryota; Dinophyceae; Suessiales; Symbiodiniaceae
Source: the annotation of a GenBank genome assembly
GCCACAUCGACGGGCCCGUCCGCAACGUCCUACGUCCUUCCACUCAGCUGGUUGUCGCUGACCAUGGCCAGGUGCGGGCCAAUGAACACAAGCCAUGUCUUCCCCAGCAUGCAUAGCCUUCGCAUCGAAGUGUCCCCGAAUGGGCUACAGUGGUAUCCGGCACCGCGUCCACUCGCACUCUUCGAGCAGGUCCAGUUCACAAGCAUGGCGCCGUUGGUGGCUUCGAUCUCCACGCCCCGCUGGAUCACCCUCCGCGGUGUAGGUUUUCCGAGAUCUAUCGGCCUCAAGAUCACUGUCCAAAUUGGAGACUUCUUUCGGCAGGCUCUUCGCAUCAACAGUACCACCUUGAGAUUCCGUUCACCUCAGUAUGCUGCUGCGGUGAAUGCAUCCAUCCUGGUAUCCUUCGGCGGUUCACCUGCGAAAGACACGGGCUUCUUUCUGAGGGCUGCGUCCAUGGUCAUUCCGCUGCGCGUUCCGCUCACCAGUCCUGGCCUCAACAUGAGGGCUUCUGAUUCUGGCGUCGCACUUUCUGAUGCCAUCGUCCCAGAAGAUCCACCGGAGGAACAAGACAUGUGCGAGCUGUACGCGUCGCUGCAGGACCAGAUCAACACCUUGAGGAAUACGGUGAAUGCCAUGAAAGUAGCGCAGCUGAGCGUGCGGAUUGGCAGCUCCUUCCCAGGCUGCCCAGCCGACUGUGAGGACCAGAACUUCAGCUUGACGAACGGGACUCUGGACACCUGGUUCUACAGUCAGCCAGGCAUCUGUGCUGCCUCCGAGCGCAGAGCAGGCUUGAUGCCCAUCCCCACACAAUGCGCAAACACAUACUCCUUGCUCAAUGGUGAAGGAACAGUGCGGCUGGAGGCACUGCAAAGUAGGCUCAUCUUCGAGGAGCGGCCUCUCGGCGGCUUCCUUCUGGCUUCCGUGUGGUCUCCGCGGCUGCUGGAUGCACAGCCUACCGCCCUUGGUUCCGAGGCAUUUCCAGUGCGCCUGCUGCCGCGGCUAGGAAUCUCCUCCGUCACUCCAGACUCUGGGCCCGUCACGGGAGGAACUCUGAUAGCGGUGGUUGGCAACGGCUUCUCGCAGCAGGGGCGUCUGUCAUGGCCUCAGCACAGCUCACCUGACGACAAUCUUUACAUGCCAGCUCGCUACUACAACGAGAGCCUGAUCUACUGUACCACUCCAGCUUACCAUCCAGCAGGAGUUUCCAAGCUGAAGGUGGCCAGUUGGCUACAUGAGCUCUCGGUGACGUCCGUCGACUUCACGUUCUACCCGAAGUGGACCUUUUCGCUGCAGCAGGAGGCUGCUUGCUUCUCGGGAGACCUUGGGGACAGCGUCGUGCUCUACGCGCGGGAGGCAGAGUUCCUGCAGUGGCAGUACUCGGUGUAUGAUGCUCUGUGCCUCUUCACCGCAGUUGGGCCGCCAAUGGGUGUCUUCAACACGAAGGCUGAACAGAUGCACGCAAAGAAGCACGAAGAGCCUGAUUGGACGGAGACGAUGAAUGUGUCCAUAUCCUUGGACGGGAAAGCCACAGUCAGUGAUGUUCUUGGCGGGUACACGACCCGCGCAGAUUUGAGGGCUGUUGAAGUGCAAAUGCUCCACUGUUUCGUCUUCGAAGCCUUCAGUGUGCGACAGGAGUUGAUGUGGCGCAACCUGGUGCAGGAGAUGGAUGCUUGCUCGCCCAUCCCUGACGUUCAGUGGACGCAUCAGUGGCAGGAUGUUCGCCAGCCAUACUGCGCAGAUGCAGGUGCUCCCAUGAACUGGAGCGGGCCCUUGGCCAUCAACGCGGCGCAGUGGCUUUCGGACAGCGAAAUCCAAUGCACCCUCCCGGCCUUACCAAUGACGAUGAGGGGGAACCUGACGACGAACCGGACGGUGAUGGCGGUGCUUGCAGCCAAGAGCAGCACUGGCUACCAGACCCAGGUCAGCUCGUUGCCAGACGUUCAUCUACUUCCGCCUGUGAAGAUUCUACGGGUCAUGGCGGUUGUGGAGCGCAAUGACACAAGCAGCGUGCCCCCGCUAUACCUGAGAGUGAUGGGCGUGCCAGAACCUGAGUUCCUACAGCUGCGGUGUCGUCUGCAGUGGCUCUUCCCUGGUCUGAAGGACCGGAAGCUAGAGCGUGGGGGCGGGCUGAAGCAUGACCUUUUCGAGCAGGAGCGGUUGCUGACAGCGUUUGUCGUGAACGAAACAGAGGUGGUCUGCGAAGUGCCGCAGUAUCUGAGACUUGGUUGCACAAUGCUGUAUCUGAAUGAGCCGCCGGGAGCUUGGCAUUGCAACGGGGCUUCCCUGUCCUUCUCCAUUGAUGGUACGGUGUGGUCGAACUCGCUGCCAGUGUUCUUCAUGAGACAGGUUCGUCUGCACCUCUCGGGCCCCGCCGUGCUUCCGCCUUUCACACCCAUCUCGUUGAAUGUGACGACAACUGUCGAGUCACUCCAGCAGUACAAGGCCCGGAAGCACCUGAACUUGCUGAGAUCACUGAAGGGAAUGAAAGGUGCUUCAGCGAGCGACAGAGGUCUGGUGCGACUUUGGGGUCCCAGCUUUGGCUACGGUGACUCUCGAUCCAAACGUCUUGCCAGGACCAUGAAGCAGAGCAGUUGUGCAAGAAUGCAGAGCAUGGACCCCGAAUUGGCGCAAGCUGUGGCAGAGAUCCAACUGCGUGUGGAUACGGGAUGGCUUUCCAAAGAGGAAGCCCACAAGCUGAAGACCCUGCUGAAGAUGGGCCAGCAGAUAGAGCGAAGCAAGAAAGCGACGCAAUGGACGCACAACGCAGAUGCAUUGCUCAAAGAAUACCUCCUAGCGAGGGAGGAGCAAACCCCGUUGCGAAAGCUUUUGAACGCGAUAGGUUAUUCCUGGCUUCAGAAGAAGCUGAAGGCUGCAGAUGCUAAAAGAGAUGCGCAGGUCAAUACAAGCCUGUUUGUUUACAUUGUGGAGUCAGAUUAUUUCGAAUCUGCGAUGGGGCUGGUGAUGCUGGCAAAUGCAGUGAUGAUCGGAUUUCAGGUGUCCAGCAGGGAGGAGGAUACGGAAAGCUCGGACAUCUACUACAUCUUGGACUUUGUGUUCACAAUCAUCUUUCUUGUUGAGCUGAUCUUGCGGUACCUGUGUGAAGGAUGGAGAUGGUGGUUUCGGAGUUCCAACAUCUUCGACGUUGUGGUCGUCUUGGCGACGAAUGUCAUUCCGGUUUGGAUCCUGGUUCCGCUGGGCAUCGACCCUGCUUUGGUUCGACCUUUUGCAGUCCUCCGUCUCUUCCGUCUGGUCAAGCUGCUGAAGCUGAUACGCCGAUACCGGAGCCUAAGAACUUUGUGGAUCCUUUUCCAAGGCAUUCUGGGAAGUGGCAAGAUUCUGCUCUAUACCAUCAUUGUUAUGGGCACCACACUGUUCAUCUGGGCUGUGCUGGCUGUCGUUUUGAUAGGCAAGGACCCUAGGACGAGAGACCAUCCAGAUGUGCAGCUGUAUUUCACGAACGUGCCAGAUGCUGUUUUCACGUUAUUCCAGAUAGUGACAAUGGACAGCUGGACAGCCAUCUCGCGGCCGAUUGGAGAGCUGAACCCGAUUGCCGCUUUCGUGAUUGGUGCUAACAUCGUGGUGGUAGAGAUUUGCCUGCUAAAUCUGGUUACGGCUACCAUCGUGGACGCGGCGUUCAAGAGACAGCAGGAUGACCACGAAAUGGUAGCGCGGGAGCUCAAGAUAAAGAGCGACAGGCUCAUCGAAGAAGUCCGGACCCUCUUCAUGGAGAUGGACAAGAGCGGAACUGGCAGCCUCACCUAUGACGAGUACAUGGAUGCUGUCAGCGACAAUCCUCAGAUCCAAACGAAAUUCACCACGCUGGAGAUCGAGGAUGCUGAGGAGUUUAGUUUCCAACCAACCUUCAAAAACCAACCUCUCCACAUGCUCUUAGCCAUGCAGUGCGGCAUAGAGCUGUGGGACCUCAUCGAUCUGGGCACAGGCACCAUUGAGGUGGACCAGUUCGCGCAGGCCCUGCGGAUCAUUGCCGGUGAGGUUAAGGCAAAGGAUUUGUUCACCAUCAACCGAAGGGUGGGAAACUGCCUAAGACGCCUGGAAACAGCAGCGCGCGAAAUGGAGCACCAGGCUCAGGUGGCGGAAGGGCUGCAGAGUGAGGUUCACGCUGUCACACGGCAGCUCACAAAGUCCACAACAAACCUUGUGCACUUCAUGCACAACGUUUCCCGAUGCGUGCCGCGGGGUAGGGUACUGCUUCCAGCCGCGCUUGCGCAGCAACGGAGAGCAGCCAUUCUCGACAAGGUGAAGCCCAUCCUUGGGCCGAAUAUGGGCGAGGUCUCCCGGCUCUUCUUCUCCCACCGUGGAAAGCGAGCACCGCAGAAGCAGCAUGUCAACAUCAUUGGAGCUAGCCGAAAGGUGGAGGAUGAUUUAGACUUGGAGUGA